GAGGAGCCACAUCGUUUCUUCUGAACCAGGUCGUGGUGGGAGUUAAUGAGACGCUGCGCUCUGAGGAAAAGACCAACAGGAUUCAAACAGGUGUCCGGUUCACUCCCAUCAGCUCUGACCAGGAGGAGGAGGAGGAGGAAGAGAAAGAAGGGGUGACAAAAAGGAAAAAAAACAAGGGAAAGAACGGAUAUUCGCUGUUUUUAAAAAAAAAUAUUCUAAAAAAGACGAUUAACAACGUUUCAGUCAACCUGAAUGUGUCCUAUGUUUCUGUGUAAACCGUGCGCUUUUGGCUUCACAUCAGCGGCGACAAAGACGAACCAGGAGAAAGCAGAAGCUCGUUAGAAGAGCAGGACAGGACAGGAGUGAGCUCGCCUAUUCCUCCUUCUCUUCUCCUUUCUUUCCUUUCUCGCAGAGAAGGAGGAGGAGGAGGAGGAGGUGGUGGUGGUAGAAGAAGAAGAAGAAGAGAGGCGGUGACAGACGUCCCCCACGGGACAGGCCGACAGAUCCACGCUGCUAACAGGUGUGUCUGAAGAGGACACGCCGCUCCAAUCUGUACCACCCGGCCGGUCCGGUCCACCAAAACCCCCUGCCCGCCUGCCAGUCUACACGCCCCGGGACUAAACUCUUUGUGUCUGCUGGAAUUACAGUCAGACAGCCGCGGGUUUGUAGUUCCACUCGUCCGUUUGGGCAGCAUCCCUUGUCCUUUUCCUCUUUCGGUCUCGUCGCAAUUUUCCAUUGGUGCGUAACAGCACCAGCAGGAGGGAGGAAGCAGCAGCAGCAGCAGGAGGUAGAGGAGGAGGAGGAGGAGGAGAAGGAGGGACACACACUGCUAAUUUAUGAAAACCAAUGAGACUUUGUAGCAAGGUGUUUUUUAUUUAUUGAGACAUGGAAGUAAAUUAGAGGUCCGUGAAUUUGCUUCUCACUACAAAUCUGAGGGUUCGUCACAGUUAGUCCGGCGACGUUCGCGAACCGAGCCGAAGGGAGCUCUCCCUUGUUUAUUUCAACUAAGUGGUCCUCGUUUUUUUGUUUGUUUUGGUUUUUAUCAUGAAGAGGACCAGCAGCGGGGCGGACACGGUCACCACCUCCACCACUAACACACACCAGCAGCAGCAGCAGAGGAGCCGGAGUCCCAGCAGCUGCGGCAGCGCGGCUCCAGCGGCUUCGGAGAUGUUCGGCGAAUUUCAGGACUGGUGCCUGCGGACGUACGGGGACUCCGGUAAGACCAAAACCGUGACGCGGCGCAAGUACAACAAAAUCCUGCAGACGCUGCUCCAGGUGGACGAGGAGAAGGGCAACGGGGUGUUUGUGCACGACAAGAGCCACAGCAACCACACGAAUGCCAAAUUCAAAUUCUGGGUCAAGUCCAAGGGCUUCCAGGUCAAGACUGUCCCCGACGGCAAGAACGGCUCCCCGGACAGACCGGUGCUCUACGUCCCCAUCAAAGCGACGUGCGUGGACAGUGUGUCCGGCGUGGACUCGUCCCUUAAGCGCGUGGCAGUGGUGGAGGAUUUCUUUGACAUCAUCUACGCCAUGCAUGUGGAGAUCAGCGCCGACCCAGGGAAAGCACCAAAACAUGCCGGCCAGAAGAAGACCUACAAAGCUAUUGCAGAGACGUACGCCUUCUUGCCCAGAGAGGCUGUGACUCAUUUCCUGAUGAGCUGUGGCGAGUGUCAGAAGAGGAUGCACAUCAGCACUACAGGACAAGACUACAAAGAGAACGACAGGCCGAGCUCUCUGGUGUCGGAGGUGAUAGACUACAACAUGCCUCUCACCACCACCUACAUGAAGCAGAUGAAGCUGCAGUGCAUGAACAACAACAAGGAUGACAGUUCACUGAGCAGUGAGGAGGAGGCCGAGAUGAGCGAGCCCACAUGGCUAGCAGCUGAUCUGGGAGCAGCGUCUGACCUGAGUCCACCGAGUCGAGAAAAGAGGAUGCGCCACAGUCCCCAGAACGCACACAGCAAGGACGACGAUGAUGAUUCAUCAUCAGAGAGCGGCAGUGGCAAUGGCCUGCCUGUGCUGACCCCGCCCUCUUCCGCUGUGACGGAUGGCACCAUUGUCAGGGAAACCAAGGUUAUCAAUGGCAACGGCGGCCCUGUCCCACUCGACUUCAGCACGCCGACUUCCUCCUCCUCGUCAUCUGAGGACCAGCAGCCGGUCAACCUGAGUGACCCGCCCCCUCAGCGCCUGCCCCUUUCUACCGCUCACCUGCCCGUCACUGUGUCAGCAGCAGCCGCGGCGCUGCUCGGCGCUCUGCAUCCCAAUGCGUCCGAGGAGCUCCGCAGGAAGUACCCGCUCGCAGCCAAACCUCCCGUCGCUCCACACCCGGCCCUGCCGCUGCCACACACACAUAACGCACUCACUUUGACCUCACACUCCCAGUCCCACACACACACUGCUGAGCUGCGACUGGACAGAGACAGCAGGGACUACGGGGGCAAGUCCCCACAGUACAGUUCAGGCGGCAGCUAUGACAGCAUCAAGAUGGACUUGAGUGCCGAGGACCUGACCGUGGGGCGUCAUGGUAGCCAGGUUGCCCCAGACGAUGACGACGACGACCACGAUGACCACGACGACAACGACAAGAUCAACGACACAGAGGGAGUGGAUCCCGAGAGACUAAAGGCCUUCAAUAUGUUUGUGCGUCUGUUUGUGGACGAGAACCUGGAUCGGAUGGUACCCAUCUCCAAACAGCCCAAGGAAAAGAUCCAGGCCAUCAUCGAGUCCUGCAGCAGACAGUUCCCAGAAUUCCAAGAACGUGCUCGCAAGCGCAUCCGCACCUACCUCAAAUCCUGCCGGCGCAUGAAGAAGAACGGCAUGGAGACCCGUCCUACUCCACCUCACCUCACCUCAGCCAUGGCUGAGAAUAUUCUGGCAGCUGCCUGUGAGAGUGAAUCACGCAACGCUGCAAAAAGAAUGCGUCUUGAAACCUAUCAUGAUGAACAGAUCUCACUGGACAAGCCAUCCAGUGGUGGAGGAAGUCUGAGGGAACCAGCAUCCCUCGCUCACUCCGCCUACUCCCUGGCCGCAUCAGCCUUCUCCUCCCAGGACGCCCAGCUCUACAUCAACGGAGCCGGUCUGAGCUAUGGUUACCGUGGAUACCCAGGCCUGGGCGCUGCCAUGCAACACCCCGUUUCCCUGACGACUGGCGCUGCUGUUCAGAGCAAUGGUCCCACAGACCUCAGUAUGAAGUCUCUGUCCUCUGCCAACAUCGGCAACUCCUCGUCUACUGCCACCAACAGCCUGGGUGGACGAGGCAGUGGAGGUGGCGGAGGGGGUGGGGCCUCAACCCAGCUCAGCCAACCGGAGAUCACCGCCGUGCGUCAGCUGAUCGCAGGCUACCGGGAAUCAGCUGCCUUCCUGCUUCGCUCAGCAGAUGAGCUGGAGAACCUCAUCCUGCAGCAGAACUAAAUCGGGGGAAACGUGGGGGAGAACACACACAAACACACAUCAGUGAGCACACACACGCAUACACACACUGUCCCUUAUAUUUAGUAUGUGUGUGUGUGUGUGUGUGUGUCUGCGUCCGCCUGUGUCUCCUCUUGUGUGUUGCUCUUGCCUCCUUCAAUUGGCUUUUGUUGUUUUUUGGAAACGUUUUUUAAAGGAGAAGCGCACUGGAGGGCUUUCCGCCCGUCCUCUCUGCGAGCACCUCACAAUCAUUGCUGCACUCUGAACAGACGAGUGUGGAAGGGAGGAGUAGCCCGGAUGAAGAGAGAAGAAGACUGCUGCUGUGGUUUUUUUUUUGUCCUCGUGGAAGGAAAAGUGAAGUUUUUGAGCUUUCCUGUAAAGCUCCAACCUCGGG
Molecule: messenger RNA, 3802 nt
Organism: Solea solea (common sole)
Lineage: Eukaryota; Metazoa; Chordata; Actinopteri; Pleuronectiformes; Soleidae
Product: nucleolar protein 4-like
Exons: 11
Coding region: 1045-3411 (788 amino acids)
Source: RefSeq, a predicted model, not a curated record